This is a messenger RNA of Emiliania huxleyi CCMP1516, 1152 nucleotides long. RefSeq lists its product as hypothetical. The transcript has 4 exons. NCBI's taxonomy places the organism in Eukaryota, Haptophyta, Isochrysidales, Noelaerhabdaceae. The coding region runs from base 1 to 1152 and encodes 383 amino acids. The record is from RefSeq and is a predicted model, not a curated record.
AUGAAGCCUCGGGCACUGGCCUCGCCCGUCCUCGCGCUGCUGCGGCGCCUCAGCCCGCCGCCGCCACCGCCGCCGCCCGUGCAGUCAACGCUGUGGGGUCGCCUCGCUCCCGCCCUCCUCGCGGUGCUUGUGUGCUGGCUGCUCCCGGCGCUGCUGUACGUGCGCUUUGCGAGGGAGGGCACUGCCACCAGCGCAGGCGCCGGCUCCGCCGCGAGGGCCGGCGCCGGCCGGCACCGCGGCGUGCUGUACGGCUCGCUCUCCUCCUUCCUCUCCGUCACCGCGAUGGCCGUCAUGUUUCCGUUCAUGCAGGUCCGGCGCGACGCCCUCGGCUGUGACGCGCUGUGCCAGGGCGGGCAGACGUCGCUCCGCUCGGCGCUGACGCUGGUCGGCGCGGCGGUGAUUGGGCGCGCGUCGGACCGCGUCGGCCGCGUCCCGAUGCUCUGGGUCGGGACCGCCGCCUCCCUCGCUUCGAUCGUCAUUUCGCUGUCUAGUGACUCGCUGACGGGCAUGCUCGCCGUUGUCCCGGCCGCGCUGCUCAACCAGAACUUCUCGGUGUGCAAGGCGCUCUUCUCGGACUACAUCGACGAGGCGGGCGGCACCGACGCCGACAAGGCCGGCGCCGUCGGCAAGCUCGGCAUGGCGGUCGGCUUCUCCUUCAUGGCGCUCCUCCUCUCCGCGGCCAUCACCGCCGCCUCCUCCGUCUUCCUGCUGCUCCUCCCCACGCCCUCCAGGCUCUCCAGGCAGCAGCGCGGCGGCGGCGGCGGCGGCGGGUCGUCCUCCGCCGGCCUGACUGGCUCUCCUCCCUCCACCCGCUUCCUCUCGCUGCCCGUCCUCAAGCUCCGCGGCGCGCAGCUGCUGAUGCUGGUGCGGCUGAAGAUGGCGCUCGCCUUCCACAUGUUUGCGCCCGUCUGGCAAGUCUCGAUACGGGCGCGCUAUCUCCCCAUAUCUCCCCAUAUCUCCCCAUAUCUCCCCGUCUGGCAAGUCUCGAUACGGGCGCGCUAUCUCCCCAUAUCUCCCCAUAUCUCCCCAUAUCUCCCCGUCUGGCAAGUCUCGAUACGGGCGCGCUAUCUCCCCAUAUCUCCCCAUAUCUCCCCAUAUCUCCCCGUCUGGCAAGUCUCGAUACGGGCGCGCUAUCUAGGAUCCGCUAUCUAG